Acomys russatus (golden spiny mouse) is the source of this 3829-nucleotide messenger RNA. RefSeq names its product glycine receptor alpha 3 (gene Glra3). The coding region runs from base 189 to 1583 and encodes 464 amino acids. Gene Ontology annotation, molecular function: transmitter-gated monoatomic ion channel activity; extracellularly glycine-gated chloride channel activity; glycine binding. The transcript has 10 exons. The record is from RefSeq and is a predicted model, not a curated record. Lineage: Eukaryota; Metazoa; Chordata; Mammalia; Rodentia; Muridae. Gene Ontology annotation, cellular component: synapse; neuron projection; postsynaptic membrane. Gene Ontology annotation, biological process: nervous system process; regulation of membrane potential; chloride transmembrane transport.
UCCAGGGAAACAUCAAGUGUCUGAAAGAUUCAGAGUACUGCGGGAGCUGUCUGAGGUGCUGACGCUUCCCAAGCGUUUGUCUCCAGCAGCCCCACAAGGGGUUAGAUGGCACGAUUUCACUUCUGCCUUUCUGGUCCCCCAUGCCUUGGCUAAGACCUUUUUCAGGAUCGUGAAUACCGUUCCGUAUCAUGGCCCACGUGAGGCAUUUUCGGACACUAGUUUCUGGAUUUUACUUCUGGGAAGCUGCACUGCUACUGAGUUUGGUUGCCACCAAGGAAACAAACAGUGCAAGACCACGAAGUGCCCCCAUGUCACCUUCUGAUUUUCUGGACAAACUAAUGGGGAGGACAUCAGGGUACGAUGCAAGAAUCAGGCCCAACUUCAAAGGCCCUCCAGUUAACGUCACAUGCAACAUAUUCAUAAACAGCUUUGGCUCCAUCGCAGAGACAACUAUGGACUACAGAGUAAAUAUCUUUCUUCGUCAGAAGUGGAAUGAUCCUCGUCUUGCAUACAGUGAGUACCCUGAUGACUCGUUGGACCUGGACCCAUCCAUGUUGGACUCCAUUUGGAAACCUGAUUUAUUCUUUGCUAAUGAGAAGGGGGCUAACUUCCAUGAGGUCACCACAGACAACAAGCUUCUAAGAAUUUUCAAAAAUGGAAAUGUCCUUUACUCCAUAAGGUUAACAUUAACACUGUCCUGUCCAAUGGAUCUCAAGAAUUUCCCAAUGGAUGUACAGACAUGUAUAAUGCAACUAGAAAGCUUUGGGUACACAAUGAAUGAUCUCAUUUUUGAGUGGCAAGAUGAGGCACCAGUACAAGUGGCUGAAGGACUAACUUUGCCUCAGUUUCUGUUGAAAGAAGAGAAAGAUUUGCGGUACUGCACUAAGCACUACAAUACAGGAAAGUUUACAUGCAUAGAAGUUCGAUUCCAUCUUGAGCGGCAAAUGGGCUACUACUUGAUCCAGAUGUACAUCCCCAGUCUUCUGAUUGUCAUUCUGUCUUGGGUCUCAUUCUGGAUUAACAUGGAUGCAGCCCCAGCCAGGGUGGCUUUGGGCAUCACCACUGUGCUCACUAUGACUACACAGAGUUCUGGAUCUCGGGCUUCCUUACCAAAGGUGUCAUAUGUCAAAGCUAUUGAUAUUUGGAUGGCAGUAUGCCUCCUCUUUGUGUUUUCUGCACUUCUGGAGUAUGCAGCAGUGAAUUUUGUAUCAAGACAACACAAAGAACUUCUGAGACUUCGACGAAAGAGAAAGAACAAAACAGAAGCUUUUGCACUGGAGAAGUUUUACCGUUUCUCAGACACGGAUGAUGAGGUGAGGGAGAGUCGGUUCAGCUUCACAGCCUACGGGAUGGGGCCGUGCCUGCAAGCAAAGGAUGGCGUGGUUCCAAAAGGGCCCAACCACGCUGUCCAGGUAACGCCAAAGAGCCCCGAGGAUAUGAGGAAGGUCUUCAUCGACAGGGCCAAGAAGAUUGACACCAUCUCCCGAGCCUGCUUUCCGCUGGCGUUUCUGAUUUUUAACAUUUUCUAUUGGGUUAUCUAUAAAAUUCUUAGGCAUGAAGACAUUCAUCAGCAGCAAGAUUAAGACUCUGAAGUCAUACAACAACGCUGCAUUCAGAAAGAGCUUUCCUGCCAUAGGCGUGGGUAGGUGUGUGUGUGGUGUACAAGUGAUAGCCAAUGCAUCCAAACAGCAUAUGGGGGAAGAGUUUAUUUUGAUUUUCUAUGUAAAAUAAUGAGACAGAUUGAUUCUUAUAAAGGAUACAAAAUACAUUGUGUGUGUUGGGGUGGGGGGAGCUCCUAUUUCACAUUACUGCCAAAUGAUCUGUUUUCUUCGUUGUGUCAAUGUGUGUUGUAUAUGUUUUACUAGCACAUACAGUAGACAUGAUAACUACUUUGGGAUUUCUUGAUAUUUUUACUUCACUAUAGUAAACAUAGUGGAAUCAAGAUUUACACAGUAAAAAUUUAUGAAGCAAGUUUAACAAAAUGAAGAGAAUAAUAAAAAGUAAUGGCUUAAGAUGCACAGUAUAUUAAAAAAAAUGAAAGUAACAAGGUCUUUAAAUGACAAGUUCACUACUGUUAGAACGCCAUCCAUAGGAACAUGGUAGAACCAAUAUACACAAUAAAAAAUAACAAUAAAUUGGGUCACCAAAAUGAAAGUCAUCAUUUAGAAUACUAAAUAUCUCUCUGCCAAAAUUUAAAAUAAACAAUUUACGCAAUCACAUUACAUAAAAAUUCUACUUACCUUUCAUCUCUGGGAGUGAAGAUGAAGACACUGAAGGCAGCCUUUGUUUGUAAAUAAGUGUUACAAUUAUUUUUAAUUAGUGCCAAACACUAAAGAUUUUAAGCCAGCACAAUCGUUUUUGUUAAAUUUAAUAGCGGCUUAAUUGUUUGUAUGUUUGGUGUUUUUGUGUAAUUAAACAAACUUCAAUAAGACUUUUCUAUUAAGUUUAGAAUGAGAAUUUAAAUAUUAAUUAUACUAAAGCACUUACAUUUUGAUAAUAAACAAAUUCAAGGAAAAAUACAAGUAGAUUCAUGAAAAUAUUUUUAAAUAAGAAUAGUUUUUCUCAUCAGUUAUGUGAGCCCAAAAUACCUCUAAGUAGCAGGAGGAUGGGUUUUAAUUCUAAGUGACCUAAACAUCAAUUCUAUCAAGUAAGAUUAUUUUGCUUUUUAUGAGCCAACGCAUUCAAAACAGUAGUUUCAAAGUGUAUUUAAAAGUAAUUUUGCUUGAAAAAGAAAUGUGUUCACAACCCGUGCAAUUAUUUCAGCUGCAGUGGAGUUUUCUUAGCUUAGUCAGAUAGCAGCUGCCAAGCUCUGAUUCAUUUACUGUUUUUCUUAACUAUUAUUGUCAUUAAUGUUAUACUUUAAAAUUUUUAGAGUGAUUUUUAGAUAUUUUAAUCAUUGGUUAGUCUAUAAAAUUAUAUAAUGAAAAUUGCAAGAAUUUUUAAAAAUCUCAGAUAUGUUAUAGGAAAACCAAUAGUUUUUGAACCAAAUGGUACUAUUUUCUGACCUUCAACCACUCCCAAAACUCAAAGCAGAAACUGCCAUUUAAAACUAAAAACUUUUCAAUAUCUCUGUAGUGUGGUUAACCCAAGAAGAGAUCAUAAAAUUAACUUUUUAAAAACCAACCCAUGCUAAUGAGUGUUUGCUAAUAAAAAGCAAACUAGCACAUUUAUAAGUAAUUUGCACAAGGUAAGAGAACCAUGUUUGUGAUUUAUGAAGAGUCUAGAAUUAAAAUAAUUUGUUACAAUGUGUUUUCUUUGCUUGAAAACUAUGCAUCUAAAAGUUGAGCAUACAUGUAAUUCUUUGCUGUCUAUGAGCCAAAACCAUAGAAAUAUAUUUAUGUAUUAAACAUUAGAGCGAGAUAUGUUGCCUAUGCUGGGUGUAGCCAGAGGGUUUAAAGUAAUGAACUACAGUCCUUCAAUGUUGGCAAAGUGCUUGCAUACCUUUUGUCUACUUUAUAUAUCUUAAUUCAAAAGUUUUGACAUGACCUAAAUUGAGUAAAUCCUGCCAGGAGCAAGCUGAAAUCUAAUAAUCACAAAACACAUAGGCCCCAAAGAAAACCACAGGUGUGACUGACCAGCUUUCAUAUUUGAAGCCACUGGAUGUCUGUAUUUUUGAGAAAAUUUGUCAAGAAUGACGUUAGCUCUAUAGAAAUAUUGCUAUCUCAAAAGUACAUUUUUCUUUAUCUUUCCUUAUAAAUAAUUCUGCUAUCUAUUAUAUGUACUGUGUCUUCCAACAGAAAGAAAAUACUAUUAACAGCUUUUUCUCCCAAGGCAGUCAUUACAAGACAAACCAACAUGUCUGUAUCAAGAGGGCUUAAAGAAUUGUGUC